UUACGAACUCUUGACUUGUUCCACCCUGGCUGUACCAGCAACAUGCGAUGCCUGCGCUGCCAAGAGAUACAUGACGAUUGUUGAGAAGUCAAACAGCCUGAUUUUUAUGAGAAGAAGGAAACAAUGUCAUGUGUUGAUUCAUAGAUUUCUUUCUUAGUUUCGAGCUCUUGCCCUUGCCAGGGUUUGACGAGCCAUGGCACACACAGCGCAGUCAUGGCAGGAGCUGAUACCCGAUGUUUUCUGCCCUCACAUCGCGGUGAUGUGCACCAAGGAUGCAGAGGCUGCUUGCAAGAAAAAUAACCUAACAUUUGUGGAAAUGAUGCGACCUUUUUGUCAACUAACAUGUGAAGCGCACGUUCGUGAUGCUCACAAUCAGCCGCAUGUAGUGAAGAAUCUUCGCUUGAGGUUCUCGGAGCCAAGCUCGGAAGUUCCGUCGAUGGGUGCCACGAAACAAACGAUGCAUAACACAGUACUAAAGGCGCAGCCAAGUGGCGCCAUUGUGCCUGGAUCAACGUUGCAAGUUGGAAAUUUAACGUUGAAUGUGUUGACACCCUGGUUUGAAUCUUACCGCAAGCAGUACAUACAGCUGAUGCGAGUUUCGGACCACGAGUACUUGCGUCACUACGUGGGCUGCUUAUUUGUGGUCUCCACGUCACAUGCUCGGCCGAUGGAUGCAUUCAUUGACUUGCAGAAGAAGCAGCAGGACAUGGCAAAGGAGAAAACCUAUCCCAAGUGGCUGACACCGUAUGUGUUCAACUACUACUUGCUGUUGCAUGACUCGUCUCGAGGGGAGGAGGACAAUGCUCACAGUAUAUUCCAGAGUAUGAAGGCAGCAUUUGGCCAGUUCAAUUCCCACCUGUUGAGGAUCAACUCGCGUAGCCCGGAUGCCAGCAUGCCGGAUGGUAUGCCCGAUCCGUGGGGACAGUAUGUCAACCGAUCAGAUAGCACUGCUGCGGGAGAUGAAUUGGCCGACAAUGAUCUGUCAAGAGGCGGCUCAUCCCUAACCAACCACAAUGAUGCAUCAGCCCCAGCCAGCGUUGCUGGCACUCCAAACCAUGCGACGCUGGAGGACAUUUCCAAGGCUGAUGCUGACGAUACCCUGACCGGCAGCUCGGCCAUGUCUGAUCCGCUGUCGCAGGCUCUGGCUGAUCCACUCUCUGCGCAAGCACCGGCCGUUGAUACUGCAGAUGAUUCACCUAUCUCUGUGCAAGGCACCCAUAUUAACGUUCGAGUUUCAUCAUCUGCAGUACCCACCAACUUUGAACUGCAUGGCCAGUUUCUCACCGUUAGCGAUCACGACAGGCUACGCAUAUUCGUGAACGAGUUCGCAGUCCGAGGCUUGAUUCCUCACAUUGAGCGCUCUAUCAGGGCACUCACCGACCAGGUCAACUCCAAGAAGGGCAUCCAGCGUACACUCUACAGUGCCACGAAGAAAUGGUUUGGCAGUACCAACAAGCCGGUCAUAAUGCAGGGCCAGAGUUAUAGUGCUGAUGCUGCGGAGCUUCAAUCUCGCAAGCUCGCCGACCUCGCCUUCCUGGUCCAGCUGUACGAGACGGCGUAUAGCUGGUACCACACAGCCAAGCGUGACUUCCACAAUGACAAUGCUAUGCUGCACUAUGCUGGUGCUGUGGAAAUGGCAGCGCUGUCAUUAUUUAUGCAGGGCGCAUAUCGUCGUGACCCACAGGCAUACUUUGAGGAAGCGAUCAACAACUACGAAAGUGUGUGCAAAUCUCAUCAAUUUGCACUGCGAUCAACACUCUUGUUCUUCGAGUUUCUCAAGUUCCGUGGACUGUAUAAGGAAGCGGCUACUGCAUUGAUUCGUAUGACAAGCGAUGAAACUGAUUUGGCUGCAGCGUUGUUGACCGAGCAAGCCGCGAUUUGCUACCUGCGUCUGAACUCUCCGAUGAUCCGCAAGUAUGCCAUGCACAUGUUGCUGGCCGGGCACCGGUUCAAGAAAGCGUAUCAGCGUCAGCACGCUCUUCGUGCCUACUCACUUGCGCUGCAAGUCUACCAGACCAAGGGCUGGUGGAUAGCAGAGGAUCACAUGAAUUUCAUCAUUGGUCGUCUUGCCAUUGACCUACAUGAGCUGAAUUUGGGACAAGAAAGCUUUCAUCAGCUGCUGGCUCAUCGCUCACGCCUCAUUGCGCCUACCCAGCAGUCAUUGUACUUGCAGGAAUUCUUGCUUGCAACAAAGAAAUUCUUGUUGAAGUCAGACAAGGCAGCCAUGGAGAAGUCACAGCUUUCAACUUCAUCCUGCGUGGACAUUGCUAACUUGCUGCCUUUGGCGCGGUUUCCGCGGAUCGAUGCUCAGCUGACUCGUGUCAUUUUGCCGGGCGUGGCAGACAGCACAAAACUCAUGACUCCAGAUGUUGAUGUGAAUGCACUGCCAGAGGAAGGCUCUGUUGAGCCAGCACACACUGCCGAAAGGCAGGCAGCUGACGACGAGGAAGGGAAGCGAGAAGAGCUGUGGCUGUGCAUGGAGGAGCUGGCCGCUCGCUUCACGCUGGCAGAGUCGGACAGUGCGGCACGUAACGGCUACCUCAGCAGCACUCCUUCUGGUUUUGUCUGGGACGUGCGUCUGUUUGGCCCGCACACUGACAACAGUCAGUACCCUCGCUGUGCUCUUGGUGAGCGUGUGAUGGUGGAGAUCGUUCUCACCAAUGACCUGCAGAUACCUCUAUCCCUGACGGGCAUCUCGCUUAUGUGGCAGUUGUUCCCGGUCUCGCUGAGCAGCAAGUCAGCGACCACCGCUGGUGAUAAUGCUGAUGAAGCCGUGCUGGAUGAGGACUCUGAGCCAGUGAUUUGCAACAGCGUGCCUGACUUGAUAAUUGCACCACGUUCUUCUCAGCCGGUGUGUCUGUCGCUAACACCCCAGCGUGAGGGUAAACUGCACAUACUGGGUGUGGUGUACAACAUUGUGGAGACCACACCGCCCAAGGAAGGGGGUCGUGCACGCAGUGGCACGCAGCGCGAAAGCUUGGCAAGUGGUCUUCGCUUCCGGCAAGAAAUUGAACCAAGAGGGCACCGGCUAAACCUGACAAAGGAUCAGCGAUGUUCAGUGAUGUAUGGACCAGACAGGCGUCUGCAGCUGGCCGUUUAUCCUCCCAUGCCGUUGCUGAAGAUUGAAUUUGACAAUGUGCCGACAAUGUUGCUGUGUGGAGAGGUGCACCACUGCAUUGUCAAGCUGACCAAUGUUGGCUGCGUGGCACUGCGCCGCCUCCGGGCCGUAUGUCCGGAGAGCCAGCAGAUCGUCUGGGGAGAUGUGAAGAAGCGCGUGCCGGAGCGCAGCGGCAUCUACUCGACCGUCGGCCAGUCGACGCCGUCCAACGGCAGCUCCACGGCGCAGUCAUGUGAGCUGCGCGACAAGGUCUGGCCGUGCUUCCCGCUGGCGGCCAGCAGUGCGUUCACUGGCUCGUCACCGGCCGUCACCGAGGCCGAUCGUGCACGUGUGUGCGACAUUGACCUGCCCAGCGAGCGCCUGGAACCCGGCAGUAGUGUGGAGGUCGACUGCUGGAUACGAGGUGGUGCCCUGCCCGGCCGACAGACCAUAGAUACACUCAUGUACUUUGAUGUGGAUGGAGACACUGCUUUCACGCAUCGUGUACUACGGCACACAAAUCACAUCCAAGUGAGUGAGUCCAUUCGCAUAGCGGCCCGAGCACGGCAGAGUGUGGCAACUCCUACACCAGGCUGUGAUCGGAAUCAGCUACUGGUGUCGGUGGAUGUGGAGAACCUCAGUCAGGCUGAUGCAGUCGCAUCCCCAAAGUUUACAGUUAAUCAGAUCGUCGGUGUCAGCUCUCAGUUCACCAUGUCGUCAUUGCAAAAAGACAAUUUCUUAGAACUGUCAUCUCGUGAAACGGCUUACAUCCAUCUGAAGGCAUCUCAUCUUCCUGUCGAUGAUGGCCGUGUUUAUGUCAGCGAUGUAUCAUUCAUGUCAGACGACCAAGUUGAUAGUCUCGCGAUCCCCUGUCUUGAGCUCUUCGGCCAGGACAGUGUAGCAAAGCCGUUUGCUGCAGCGGAGCCAGACCACAAGGUGGCGGAGCGUAAGAACCGAUCACCGGCGGCCAUGCAGCCAGCACCCACUCAUCAUCCACCGGUGCCUGCUAGCAUUGCAACGCCUAUUGGUAUCAUUGUCCUCUGGCAGGCCUGUGUCCCUGAUGGUGACGGUGGUUCUCGUCAGGCGUAUGGUCAGUAUCACAUGCUGCUGGAGUCUCUGGAAUCACCUGUGUCCUCAGUCACGGCACAAUCGGCAAUGGUGUCGUCUUUCUCAGCAUCUCUCCGUGCUGGCAUGGAGGGUGGAGACAGUACGGCUACCUCUACACCGGACCUGCUACUGGUCAAAGGCGGUAUGCUGCAUGCUGACAAGGUUCGGCACGACUUCACUGUCAAAAGGCUAUGUAUCUUGCCAGUGGAGCUCAGCCUGCACAACUCUCAUGAUGCGGACGUCGAAGUGGAAGUCCUGCCGCGGGCACCCAGUGCUGCUGGCACUGCCGACACAGAGCAGCAAGCAUCUCCCAGCAAACCAAAGGCAAUUGGAUCAGCAGCGUAUGCCUGGGUUGGCUGCACGCACAGUAAGCUGCAGCUGAAGAAGGGCGCCGACAGCACGGUGCGGCUCAACGCCUGCUUCACACGGCCAGGCUUCUACAACCUUGCCAAUGUGCGCCUACGCGUACGCAAGCUGCCCGGUGAUGGCAGUGUAGUGGCAUCGGGGCCAAUUGAGCAGCGGCCACUGCCACCCUCACUGCUUGUUCUUGAAGAGACCACCUCGAGCGGUUAGGAACGCCCAGGUAUACCCAUCUGCUCUGAUUUCCCCACUUUGCCUGGAUUCUUUAUCCGGGCAAAUCGUUAUCAUCAAUCAUUAUUGUCAUUAUCAUGGUAAGAAGAAAAAAACAUAAUCUAUUUCCUGUGCAUGGUUCAUGUCAGAAUAGUUUCUUUCAAUAGCAUAGAACACAUACUCACACUCUCAUCAUACCAUCACGAUACGCUCAAAACGAACAAUAAUUCUAUUCGUCACCAACCAAGAGUUCCACGCACUCGCUCCGCACACACACGCGCGCGCGCCCGCGUGCCUGCUCUCCCUUUCAAUCACCGUCUCCCGUCCGUCCAGCUACUACCGGGCCGCUUUCUUUUCAUUUGUAUAUCGCACAGUUUGUUUUUAUUCUUGUGGAUCAUGUAACUAGCCAGUUUUGUACUAGCCAUCGAUACCAUGGCUCAACACUCUAUCUAUCACUAUGAGUACUGCAAGUACAACUAUGUACAUACCGGAUGUGUUGUGUGCUCUCAUCUAUUUUCGUACAGUUUGAAAGUGCAUCAUGUGUAUAUUACGUGCACAGGCAUGUAUAUUUAUUGAAAUUUCGUGUAUCGCUGAACUCUCUUUGCCGUUUGACUUUUAGAUCCUUUACUCAAUAGCUGAUGCUGGUUUUAAUUUCUCCCUCGUUCGUUGUGGUGUCUGACCUGUUGUUCCCUUACACGGCUUCGAUAUUGGCCUGAUGUUCCCACGUGACUUGCAUUUUGCAGGUUUUUCAUAAGUGUUCGUUUCGUUCUUUUAUUUUUCGUCACCUCUCUAGCAGAACUUGUGUUUUGUUGUACCUGCUUUGUACUAUCAUUUAUCAGCUCGCAGUCUGAACAUGUUAGCACUACGUAGCAUUUUGUACAAUUGAUCAAUUAGCGUUGUACUGUUAUUCUGCUUUGUUUAUUACCACCCGUGUUGUGCUGGCUUCAUCGGCUGGCCAUACUUGGCCACCACACUGA
This is a messenger RNA of Sycon ciliatum, 5751 nucleotides long. Its product is annotated as trafficking protein particle complex subunit 8-like. The record is from RefSeq and is a predicted model, not a curated record. Lineage: Eukaryota; Metazoa; Porifera; Calcarea; Leucosolenida; Sycettidae. Gene Ontology annotation, cellular component: TRAPPIII protein complex. Bases 194 to 4777 code for a protein of 1527 amino acids. The transcript has 30 exons.